AGGUGUGUGUUGACUAGGUUACACAGAAUCAGCAGUUGGACACAGACUGUGUGAAGAUGAAUCUUGAGGAGUGAAGGAGAACUAACCCAGAAUGUUCUCGAUACGAAUUGUAACGACAGAUCACUACCAAGGGUCCCCCAUACCAGGACUUGAUGUCCAGUAUACUGACUUCAGGGCCUCUGUUGUCAAGAAAGUUCCUGUGAUUAGAGUGUAUGGGUCAACAGCUCAAGGUCAGAAGACAUGCAUGCAUGUACACGGAGUGUUUCCAUACCUGUAUGUGCCUUAUGAUGGGACGCAGCCGUGGGACCGAUACUUACGACUGUUUGCCAACAGUUUAGAUAAAGCCAUUAACGUAGCCCAGGGCAACGCAUCCUCAGAAAUACAACACGUGUACAAAAUCACUCUAGUGUCUGGAAUCCCUAUGUACGGGUAUCAUGAAAGAGAACAACAGUUUCUGAAGAUUUACUUCUACAACCCCAACAUCAUUAGGAGGGCUGCAGAUUUAUUACUAGGGGGAGCUGUGUUAAACAAAGGAUUUCAACCCCACGAGUCACAUAUACCUUACACAUUACAAAUGUUUAUUGACUACAAUCUUUAUGGAAUGAACAUGCUGAAUGUGGCGGCCAUCAAAUUCAGGAGAAGGAACCAGGAUGAAAAUGCAAAUCCUGAAGUUUGUGUUGAGAACCGUCGGUCUGACAUGUCCUCCCCUACAUCACCUAAUGUAUCGCUCCAGGACUGGCUCACUAAUGCCUCCUUGCAGUCCCAGCCAAUCUGGAACCAGGACACAAUCACAAGUGACCUAUACUUGGGGAAUGAGGUCGUCAGACAGAGUACAUGUGAACUUGAGGUAGACGUGGUGGCAGCUGACAUCAUUAAUAGACUGGAAGUGGAUGCUAAUGUUGGAAACAAUCCUGGCCUCGCUGCUCUGUGGGAAGAUGAAAGACAGAGGAAACGGAACCAGGGUCAGUCAUCCCAGAUUACUCCCCCUGCUUCACAGGAUCGUGGGUCAGUGGAGAUCAGUGAAAGUGACCAGGCUCUUUCUGACCGCUUCAGAGAAAUUGUUCUAUCUCAACUUCCUUAUGUUGACAGCCAACCAGAUUCCAUGUCUGAAUCCUCCCAGGAGGAAGUUCCUCCCACUCAAUCUGCCUCCAGUGUGGACUUCCAUUCCUCCCAACAGGAAGAUGACUUUGAGGCAUCACAGAGCACUAUUAUACUGGGAGAGGAGGAGGACGAAGGGAAAACAGCCAUUGUAAACAUGGACUCCAUACAGAGAGUAGUGUCCAUGAGCCAGAGCUUCUCAGCUACACCGCUGUCACAGCAAUCAGAUGAGCCCCAGGAUAGAUCUUUAGCAGCUUUACUGGCUUCUCUAGCAGAGGACAGUUCUCCCCCGGCCUCUCAGGCUGCCGCUGGUCAGGUGACUAUCCUUGAGGAGAAGGACAGUAUCCUGCUGGAGGCCCCUGUCGUCCCCGACGACGAGACAGUGGAGAGAGAUGAAGCCGAGACGCUGGAGAUGUCACAGAUUGUCUGGGAGGAUGGGAGUCAAGGCAACGAAGGGAAGGAAAGUAAAGGGGAGGAGUUAAACUUUGACCUGGAAGGACUUGACACGACAUGGAAUGACUCCCAGGCUGUUGCCAUUAGUGACGAGGAGGAGGAUCUAAAGAUUCCCCAGUAUGAUGGUGCCAAUGAUGAGAAACCACCCACAGCAAAAAAAAGUAAGAAGAAGAGACUAGGAGCUACAGGUCCAGUAAUAGGGUUUGACAAAUCCUCAGCUCAAAGGCAGGCUCAGCAGAACACCGCCUUUGUUCCUGGUUACAACAACCCGACCCAAAAUAUGUGUGGACCUAACGACAAUCAGUUCUCCAAUGGCAACCAGUACCCCUACCAAGGUCAAGGUUAUGGCAUGGAGUAUGGGAAUUAUAACUACAACAAUAUGUGGAAUCAACAGGCUCCUUAUAGUGGUAAUCCAGGUUAUGGAGUACAGGGCUGGGAUCAGCAGAUGAACUGGAACAUGAUGAACUCCCCUAAUGGGAAUACUCAGCAAUCACACCAUCAAUUAAGUCAAGGACAAGGAUUGGCCUCAUCUCAAGGUCGCUCACAACAGGGAAGUCAUGGGCUAACUUCGCCUCAAGGUCAGCCACAACAGGGAGUGCCAACAUCAUCUCACAACAUGCAGACUUCACCAGGAAUACAGGCAACACAGAGUGGUGUGCAUUCUCCACAUGGGAUUCAGUCACCGCAUGGAUUACCCUCCCCACAUGGUUUACAAUCACCACAUAAUUUACAACAUGGAAAUUCCCAGGAGAAUUUACCAUCGCCACAUAGUUUACAGCUGGGAAAUUCUCAGAGAACUUUGCAGUCACCACAUAAUUUACAACCUGGAAACUCUCGGGAAAAUUUACAAUCUCCACACAAUUUACGGCUUGGAAAUUCUCAAGGAAGUUUACAGUCACCACAGAGUUUUCAGCCAGUGAAUUCCCAGGGAAGUUUACAAUCACCUCAAGGUUUCCAUCAAGGAAAUUCCCAGGGGAGUUUACAAUCUCCACAUGGUUUUCAGCUUGGAAAUUCCCAGGAUAGUGCACAGUCAUCAAAUGGAAGUGUGAAUUCUCUCUCUCCAAAUAUCAAUGCUCCUCUCAAUACUCAGAAUAUGAGUCAAGGACAGAGCUUUCAGACUUCCGUGAUGGAGCCAAGAGAUUCUUUUAGUGCUCUUAUGAAUGACGAAACUUUAUCCAAUAAUCUGUGGAAUUUCUCAGAAUUUGGAGGAUUGAGUGACUCUGACGGUACACUUUCUCAGGGUAGUGGUGUUAAUGGACAGCUGUCACAAAAAUCAACCGACCAGAUGUUUUACUCUCGGAGUCAGCCAAACUUCAGUACUCCAGGGGGGCAUAACCUGAAUUCUUCACAAGGACAGCUGAGUCAAUUCUCUCCAAACCAGCAGGGUAUGACCUCCACUCCAAUGGGGGUGUCUCCAAAUAGCCAUGUUAACAUGAAUGUACAGGGUGUAAAUCAGUCUUUGGGAGUUCAGUACAGUCAACCUAGCAACCAAGUGUUCCAAAAUUCUCAGGGAGGGGACUCCCAAGUGAAUUACCCAGAAUUCAGUGGGUUUUCUCAGCAAGGAGGAUUCUCUCAGCAGAUCGACCCACACACUUUUUCAAGUUCACAUUCAACAUAUCAUUCACAAACUAGUCCAAUGAAUAGCUCUGCACAAUCAAAUCCCAGUGGCCAUCUACCAAACAGUGCAUCAAAUGUAUCACAUUCUCCUAGUAGUGUGUUACCAAACAGAAAUUUCAGUGCUCAGAGUGAUUUCACUUCUGUGAAGAAUGUGAGUGCAGUUUCCACUAGUGCCAAUAAACUCCAUGGUAAUCUUAGACAUGUAGCGGGUGAAAGUAGUGAUCUCAGCCAGACACAGUACCCAUUGUCUGGUGGGAGUGUUACAUACAGUGGGGCUCCAAAUGGGGUUCAACAAAACGCAAGUAAUUCUAGUGGUUCAUCUUCCAUGACGUUUUCAAGAUCUCAUCCAGAUUAUCCAACAGGAUCAUUUCCUCAGAGUUUACCAAAAGUACAGGGCAGUGAGAGUUCUCAAAAUUCAUAUUCAUCACAUUCAUAUCCAGGAUCUCAAUCAAAUGGCCAGUUUACCAAUUCUCAGAAUAGCUUUAACAGUAGUAACUGGAGUGAAUCUGUAACUCAUUAUAAUAAUCAUCCUAAUGUUGGGUACAACCCCUCAGUUAUAAAUCCUUCCCAGGGUAAACCUCCUAAAACUCCAAAACGAAGAGGUCCAAAGAAAAAGUCAGAGGACAGCUCAGCAGGCAGCACCACAAGGAAAAAGCCUGCUAAAAAAUCUUCGCCAAAAUCUGUGAGUACUUUUGCCACAGUGACAACAGUUUCCAGUGGAGGGACCUCACUAGGAAGUGUGUUACAAAGGUCCACCUCAUUCCAGCCCCGGGGCCCCAUCCCAGGGGGAGGUAAUCUCCUGGAGAAACUCCUAAUGUCAAAUGAAAACGACAACAUAAAAUCUGAACCAGGAUCUAAGGCUUCAAGUAUUCCCUCCGAAAACACAUCCUCAAAAUCAUCAUUCCAUUCACCUGGUGAAACAAACAUUCUGAAACCUGCUGUUAGUUGUUCAGUGCAGCAGCCUACAGAUGUUGACAGAAUUUCUCCUCCAGAAACAAAAAAUUUUAUUCAUCCGCCAGUGAAAGGUGUUUAUAAUUCAUCUUCACAAUCAUUGAAUCAGACUGCAGGCCAACCACAGAUGACUAGUUCUGCCUUAACACAUUAUUUAUCUCCAUUCAGAGAGAGAACACCGGAGAGUGAUAAAUGGCCACAGAGGACGGCGUUAAAUCCCCUUGGUUCACUCUUCAGUCUGCAGGACUUAGUGACAAAUGUUCCACAGAAGACUCAGUUUGGACACGAUGUCCGUCAGAUCGCAACAGAUGGAAAACCUUACUCAUGUUCAGAGGCUGAACUUCAAAGUUACAUUCAAAAGAAUAUUGGUUUAUUGGAGUCCCCAGACACAGUGGGCGAAGCAGAGAGGACUACUGAGAGUGAAAUUCCCAUCAGAAAACCCACAAAUGUAUCUGAACUCAUAAGGAGUAAAGUGGAAACAGAAUCCAGGAAAAAGAGGUCAUUGUCUGCAACAGAAACUCCACCAAGAAGAAUUUCCACUCCAGGUGUUGGUGGAUAUCCUCCAAUGUCUGGCAUGGUUUCUCCUGGCAGAGAAAGAACUAUAUCAUUGUCCAGUACCAUCAGUAAUCAUUCCAUGCCUUAUGCAGAGUGUCCAAACAGAGGCUAUGUUGAGUGUUCAAACAGUGGCAGAUCCAUAUCAAAUAAUUCUAGUCAAGUUACUGCACCUGGUGCUGAAAUGAUAGUCAGUGAUAGGCCUUUAGUGUCAAGUUUCCGAGGUAACCUUCCUGUUGUAAACUCAGAUGGAGUGAGUCGAGACAGAGCUUUGUCUAUGUCCAGUAAUCCAGGGGGUGCAUCUGUCUCAAACACUGAGUUUUCAGCUCGAGCAAGAACAAUGUCUACCUCAAGCUCAAGUAGCAAUAGGACUGAAUUCACAAAAUCACUUAAGCAGAAGUCAGUCAACAGGCCUUCCUUGGUGCGAUCCUUUAGCACACCAGCUCCACAGAAAGUUGUUGAGGCUGUGAAAAGAAAACGAGGCAGACCUCGGAAGAUCCCGGUCCCUCCUGUUCCUGUGCAGCCUUCUAAGUAUACAUACUCCUUCACUGUUCCACCUCCUGUGUACAAGAAAGUUAAUUACAUUCAGCUCAAACACCGUCCACCCAGGGAAGGAGUUAAAGUUGUUCGUAUGCAUCCUAUGGAUGCUCGUAGAUACAGUUUGUUGAAAAUUGGAAGGGAAGUUGUUAAACUGAAAAAGCUUUCACACAAGGAAUUGGAAAAAGUGAAAUCCAUAACAGAAAGCAAAAUUCAAUCUAAGGUCCCUAAAAAGCCUUCUCAAAGGAGGAACACUGUGCCAUUUGUGGAUAAGAGUAAAAGAUACCCAAGUUAUGAAGAACUGAGAGUAGAAGUGGCCAAGUCAAAAGGAGCAACAAAAUUGGUGGCAGAAAGAGAAAGGACUUUCUCAGAGCUUUGGUGUAUAGAAGACCAGACUAAUGGGCCCCAACCGAUACAAAAAAUCACCCUGGCUUCUAUCAUUGACAAGGCCUUCAGCUCGUUGUCCUCCGAGGAGGAGUAUCAACCAAUGACCACAGGCUGCGAGGAGGAGGAACUGAAUGUAGGAAAGGAUCAGGAUCAGCCAAGUCCAGACGUCAUCCAGACACAGGGGGGGAAAGAAGAGCAGGCCAAACAGAAGACAGGGAUGUAUCAAGACCAGUUUUUUAAAUACCUCCAGCAGACCACUGACAUGCCAGUACCUGUAGAUGAGAAAUACAGGAAGAAUAGACAUGGACACAGUAAGCUGAAGGUCUCUGUCAGUAAAACUGCACGAAAGAAAAAGCUGUUAAAACUUCAUAAAAAGCUCCCUCUGGUGAUAGAUCCAGAUCAGGAGGAGUUACCCGAUCCUGUUCUAAAGGAUGUUAGUUUGACAGAAGCCUCGGAUGGUUCAAACACUCCAGUUCAAUCCCGGACACCGAUCACUGGUAGAAGUCCCAUCAGGCAUCAGCCAACUGGAGAGACAUACAGACUGUUUGAUUCCGAUGUCCUAGAUCCUCGGAUUAAGAGCAGCUCCGAAGACACAGACACCUCCACAUCAGAGAGAGAGGAGGUGGAUUGUCAUAAAGGUCCAGAUAAUUGUAGAGAUUCAGAGAAGGAAGAAGACACCGACAACUCCACAUCAGAGAGAGAGGAGGUGGAUUGUGAGAAAGAUCCAGAUAACUGUAAAGAUUCAGAGAAGGAAGAAGAACUGAGUGGUUACAAUGGAAAUAAUGAAGUGGAAACAUUCCAGGUGAAGGAAUGCACUUCACCACAAACUAACGUCAUUGAUUUAACAGAAUCUCAGUCUUCAUCAGAUUCCCAACUGAAUGUCCAAACAGGGGCAGAAAUGGAGAACAAUACUAAUAAUAGGAAAAGUUCAGAGCAAAUAUCAACAUCUCAGAAAAAGUCAGAAAUACUGCCGGGUCUUUCUUGUAAUAGUAAGGAUGAAAGUCAAUCAGCUUUAUCACAGAAAAAUGUAGGGAACACAGAGAAUUCAUCCUUGGUGGACGCGCAUGAAGCCAAUUUCAGUGAAAACGGGCAGACUCAUACAUCAAAAGAAAUUCUUAAUUUUUCUAUCGUUGAGAAUAAUGAAACAAGUGAGAAAUGUGUCCAAUCUCCCUCACAGGAAUCAACUGUAGGGAAUAACCCUACAGCUCAGAAAACAAAUGAGAAAUGUGUCCAGCAGGAAUUAGCUGUAGAGAAUAACCCUACAGCUCAGAAAACAAAUGAGAAAUGGGUCCAAUCUCCCUCGCAGGAAUUAGCUGUAGAGAAUAACCCUACAGCUCAGAAAACGAAUGAGAAAUGUGUCCAAUCCCCCUCACAGGAAUCAAUUGUAGAGAAUAACCCUACAGCUCAGAAAACAAAUGAGAAAUGUGUCCAAUCUGCCUCGCAGGAAUUAGCUGUAGAGAAUAAUCCUACAGCUCGGAAAACGAAUGAGAAAUGUGUCCAAUACCCCUCACAGGAAUUAGCUGUAGAGAAUAAUCCUACAGCUCGGAAAACGAAUGAAAAAUGUGUCCAAUCUCCCUCAGAGGAAUCAGGUGUAGAAAGUGGUCCCCCAAGUAACAAGAGCUCGGACCUAGAAAAUAUGCUCCCUGCGUCUGACAACAAAAGACCCCCUGAACCAGACAACAGCAGGAAGACCUCACAAUUUGAAGGUCAUAUGACAAGGUCAAGGUCCUCUAGUGAUAGUAGCUGCAGAAAGCACACAAAGGCUGAACAACUGAAAAACAAGAAAUUGAGUGAGUCUGAUAAAGAAAAAACGAGGAAAUCGGUUCGAAUUGGGCGCAGAGAACGAAAGAGGAAACAGGAAGUACCAGGUGUGGAUUACUUAGUAACAGGAAAGUUCAAAGGUCAUAAAAAAAUGACAGUUCAGCUAAAAAAGUUAAAUAUAUCAAAUGGAACUGUAGUCAAAUUAUCUCAAGUUUUCUCACUUAACUCACUGUUUCAGAAAAAUGGAUUAAGUCAGAACAAAACUGUUCAAGCGCCAGAGAUGGCUGCUCAUGAAUUGUUUUGUGACAAUAUCUUCGAAAAAUUUAAAUCCUUGCAAGACUCAAAAUUUUUCGGAAAUAUAGUUUCUGAUGAUUCAUCCAAAGAUUCCACUUAUUUUCAGCCGAGAAAAAGCCGCUUGUCCCUGUUAAGAAGAAGCCGACCAAACGAUGAUGUGAUCGAGAUCAGUAGCUCGGAGGACGAGGAUGGAUCUCCGGGUCUAGAUCUACAGCCUGUGAUAAACAGUGACUGGACUUCUAAUGAUUCUGUGAUAUUUAUAAACAAUGAGGACGAUGAUGAUGAUGAAAUGGAUGAUGGUAAAGAGAGUUGUGAAGAAAACUCUGUGCACAGUAGGCCGGUAAAAACUACUCCAAAAUAUGUCAAGAAGAAGAAAAAAUUGAGCAAGAGUCGUAAAAUUCAUACAGCCUUUAAUGGAGCGAGUUACAGGGCCAGGAAGAGGCGGACUCGCUCUCACUCUGGUAAACUAAUGACGAGUCUGUCUGUGCUACAUCAGGCGACCCUAGCUAAUCUGAUGGACGUGGCUCCAUCUUACUGCGACUCGACUGAUGACUACAGAACAAAGUAUGAAGACGCCUUGUAUACCAUGUCUCUUUAUUCACCCCCACCACCUGAGGAACUAGAAAAGUCCCCUCCCAGGCCCUACAGCCCUACAGAUCUAGGAGACAUUGACUCCUCACCAGAGAAAACAAAUGUGUUUAAUGAUCUACAUCAGGCUCUGAUGUCCGAUGAGGAGAGCAGAUCACCAGUUUACUCACCAAUCAAGACGUCACAGUUUGUGAGUGUUAAUGAAUCUCCCAUGAAGAAAGUCUCCACUUUGAAUUUAAGUGAUUUAGACUUAAGCAAUCAGACGAAUGUUGAAAGAACAGAAAAUAAAGGCUGUAUAAAAGAUAACAAGGCAGACGAGCUUAAAAGAGACACGGAUGAAGUAAAAGAGGAAGAUAUUCAAGUAAAAAUGGACAGAAAUUCAUUGAAAUCCUCAUUCCAAACAGAAAUACAGAGCAACAUUAGUGAGGAACAGUUAGAAAGUUUGAUCUCGGAGAAAUCAACAACAGGUCUGGUAUUCAAUGUGACAAAUAAAAUUCCAAAUUCCAGAGGACCAAAAAUUGGACCUUUACAUUUCAAACGUAAAGCUAUUGUAAAGUUGCAACCUUUAACAGAGAGAGAGAUAAAGCGGUACUGCUUUAAGACCAUCUGCUCUGGGAAGGAGAAUGUUCCCAUUAUUAGUGACAAUGAGAGCUUCUCUCCACCAGAUCUGGGCCCUCCUAUAAUUCCAGGGAAAUAUUCUAAGGAGGAUUCCAAAAGUCCACCAAAUCUUGUCAGAAAUGACCAGUUUAUUGAUUCAGAAGAAAGUGGAACACCUGAUAUCCUGGAAACCUGUGGAUCAGAUCAAAAUGAAGAGAGAACGCCAGUAGUCAAUGGGUCAGUAAAUAUCAUAUCCACUGUUAACUACAGAACAAGGAAAGGAACCAAUGAGAAAAAUCCUCCAAAGUCUGGGAACGGAGACACUCAGGCAGAGAAUCAUUCUAGUAUUAACCGAGGUACCCAACAAGAUGGUUGCUAUAGAAACCAAGAGAAGAUAACCAGGAAAAGGAAGCCUUCUCCACAAGGGCAGGGACAGAAAAUGUUCCGAUCAUUGUCACCGUCCAAAAGGAGAGUUCUGAGACCCAAGGAAGCCCCUCCCAGUAGACUUAGGGUAGAGAUGACCACCAGGCAGUACGGACUUCACACCGUGGUCAACCAGGAUGCCUUCUGUAGUAAUGCUGAUGAUGUGCCCGAAAAACCAAGGGAGGUGGGUGGGAGACUCCUUACUCUACAGUCCAAUAGGGUGACAGGGUUGAUGGAAUACCUGAGCACAGUGGCCUGUGAAGGACUCUCCACCAUCAGACAAAUUCUGGCCACUACUGAUCGCAUUCUACCCUCACAGACAGACAAUCAAACCCUCAUGGACUCCAUCACAAAAGACCACACCCUCAGGUGCUCAGUGCUCGGUGACCGAUUGGUUACCAUGGUACCCUGUAAACAAUCUCCUUCCUCGGCUAGUGUGAGGUCUUGGCUAGAGAAGAAAGAACUAUACAGGCAACAGAAGAUGAAGGAAAAGUCUGGGAAAAGUCAGAAAAGUGACUCCCUAGAAAAAGGAAAACAAUACAGUGACUCCCAGGAGAAUGGGAAAUCAGUUGAAUUUACUAAGAUAGUGACACUUACCCCAGCUCAGCAGAGAGGGGGUGAUUUAGGCAUAAACAUUACUGCAACACCGAAACAAAGAUUUCUUACAAGAGAAGUUAGCUUUAAUGAGACAACUGAAAUAUUUCAUGUUGAUGAUGAUAGUUUUUCCCCAGUAAAACAAAAUGGUGAAUCAAGUAUGUGUUUAGAAAAUACACAACCACCUUGUCAGGAGAGGGAAUCAGAUUCGGUGUUUAAAUCCCAUGACUCGGACGAUGAGAAUAUAAUCAGUCCAUCCCCUCCUCAGCAGACAAUCUCAUUCAGAAGAAAAGAAAACAUCAUAAGCCCCUCUCCACCCAAAACAAUGAUAAGAAAAGAAGACAUCAUAAGCCCCUCCCCACCCAAAACAAAAAUGAUGAGAAAAGAAGACAUCAUAAGCCCCUCUCCACCCAAAACAAUGAUAAGAUCAAUCAGAAAGGAUUCUCAACAGUUGGGAAAAUCUCUGACAUCCAGAAUGAGACUUAGUCAAAUGUCAUCUGCAACAGUUGCAAAAAAGCAGUCAUGUGAUUUAGUACGGAGAAAUCUGAUUGGUUCAUCACAUAGCACUCCAGUUUCAGCACGUGAUCAAAAAUCCCUACUAGAAGGGAUCAAUGUGACUCCAAUCUCUGGCAAUGUAGACAUAGAGGAGAAAGUGAAAUUAAAUAUAGAGACUUCUGGAGUAUUUCAGACCCCACGUCGAGUAACAUUACCCAGGAAACAGUCCAUAGAAAAAGGAGAUCCCAGACGAUCACUGAUGUCCUCAGCUGAAAUGAGGGAGAUGGCAACCCCCACAAAUUCUAAAGGAAAUGUGUCUCAAAUCGACGGCCCCACCCCGAAGAAUUCAUUUGGUUUCAAAGUCAGUCAGCACAAUCUGCAGGAUGCCAAGGCACUUCAUGAGGUACAGAACCUCACUGUGUUGAGUCUGGAGCUACAUGCCGAGACACGACGGGACUUGAUGCCUGACCCUGAAAUCGACCCCAUUGUCGCUGUCUUCUACAACAUUCUUAAUGAUGUGUCCGCAGAGGACAAAAAAUGUGACAUCACAGGGGUCAUACUUGUGGACAGGAAGUCCAAAGAAAGCCAGGAAGCCUUGAAAAACAAAUCAACCACCACCCAACCCACAUCUCCACAGCCAUCCAUGUCACAUGACACAGGGUCAAAGGUCAGAUCCUCCGAUCAACCUUCAACCUCUUACCAGCGAUCCCCCUCCCCACAACCCUCUACAUCAAGUCACCCUGCUCCAUCACAAAAAGGGAAGAGGUCAAGGUCACGAAGCCCCUCCCCCAGACCAGUUUGUAAGGUGCCUAAGGCAUCUGAUAUAGAAGAUACUGUGCUGCAGAAAUCAGGCGUGAAUGAAGACUUAGAAGUCACUUAUGUGGAAAAUGAGGAGGAACUGUUUCAAGAAAUUCUCAAGCUGUUCUCCAAGUGGGACCCAGAUAUUCUGGUCGGGUUUGAGAUUCAGAAGUUUUCUUGGGGUUACCUAUUGCAGCGAGCUUCACAUCUAAGUGUUAACCUGUGUGCCCAAAUGUCUAGGAUACCAGAUGAGAAGAGGAAGAGUAGUUUUAAGGCUGAGAGCGAUGAGUGGGGGGCGGACCACUCCUCUGAGAUCCACCUCGCAGGACGUGUGAUCCUUAAUCUUUGGAGGAUCCUAAGACAUGAGGUGACCUUGAACAUUUACACAUUUGAGAAUAUAGCCCACCAUGUUAUUCACAAGAGAGUCCCUCAUUACAGCUUUCAGACUCUCAAUUCCUGGUUCAAACAUAGAACUCACCUCUACAGGUGGCGCUUCAUCAGGUACUACUUAAUUCGAGUACAGAGUAACUUAAAAAUCAUAGACCAGCUGGACUUGAUAGGAAGGACGAGUGAGUUUGCUAGAGUUUUUGGGAUCGAGUUUUAUCAUGUUCUCUCCAGAGGCUCACAGUAUCGUGUGGAGUCUAUGAUGUUGAGGUUGGCCAAACCUAUGAAUUUUAUUCCGGCCUCCCCCAGUGUUCAGCAGAGAGCCCGUAUGAGGGCCCCUGAGUGUAUCCCCCUGACCUUGGAGCCCGAGUCUCGGUUCUAUGCUGACCCUGUGGUUGUCCUUGACUUCCAGUCCUUGUACCCCUCCAUUAUGAUUGCCUACAACUACUGCUUCUCCACUUGUGUGGGGAGACUAGACUUCCUGGAGAUAGCUCAUGAGGGCCCAAUAGAAUUUGGAUGCACUCAUCUUAGAAUCUCUCCUAAAACCCUUAAUAGGAUAAAGAAUGAUGUUACUGUGUCUCCCAAUGGAGUGGUGUUUGUAAAGGAACACGUCAGAAAAGGAAUCAUCUCCAAAAUGGUUGAAGAAAUUCUGAACACUCGUAUUAUGGUUAAGAAAUCGAUGAAAGAACACAAAGAUGAUAAAGGCUUGUAUCGCCUCCUUGAUGCUCGACAAAUGGGACUUAAACUUAUCGCCAACGUUACUUACGGUUACACAGGGGCUAACUUCUCAGGGAGAAUGCCAUGUAUUGAGGUGGGAGACAGCAUUGUAAGGAAGGCACGGGAGACCUUGGAACGAGCGAUCAGACUGGUGGAGGAUAGGCCGGAGUGGGGGGCAAGAGUUGUCUAUGGUGAUACAGACAGUAUGUUUAUUGAGAUGAAGGGUAAGAGCAAAGAGGAAGCCUUUAACAUCGGACAUGAAAUCUGUGACGCUGUGACAGCUAUGAAUCCAAAGCCAAUCAAACUGAAGUUUGAAAAGGUAUAUUAUCCCUGUGUCUUACAAACUAAGAAGCGAUAUGUGGGUUACAGUUUUGAGACGGUGGACCAGAAAGAACCCGUGUUUGAUGCCAAAGGGAUAGAGACGGUCAGACGAGACUCGUGUGCAGCGGUAUCCAAGAUUCUGGAGCGUUCUAUUAAGAUUCUCUUUGGCUGUAAGGAUGUAUCUAAAGUAAAGGAGUAUGUGUUACGUCAGUGUCAAAAAUUCAUGGAAGGAAAAGUUACCAUGCAGGACUGUAUAUUUGCGAAGGAGUACCGAGGAAUGAAGGGUUAUAAGCCUGGAGCGUGUGUCCCUGCCCUGGAGAUAGCAAAGAAGUUACUGAGGCAUGACAGGCAAGCUGAGCCCCGUACUGGGGAGCGAGUUCCGUACGUGAUUAUUUACGGCAGUCCUGGACUUCCAUUGAUACAGUUGGUUCGGCAGCCACAUGAGGUCCUAGCUGACCCGUCCCUGAGACUAAAUGCCACAUAUUACAUCACAAAACAGAUACUGCCUCCACUAGAUCGCCUCUUCUCCCUUCUGGGGGUGGACGUGUUCUCCUGGUAUAAUGAUAUGCCAAAAGUUGUGCGAGUUGUGCCCUCUUCUCUCCUUGCGCCUGACCAGAAAAAAGGAACUAUUUCUCAGUACUUCUCAGCCACCAAUUGUCCGGUUUGUGACAGACAGACCAAUCAGGCAAUCUGUAACAUCUGUAUUAAGGAUCCUCAGAAUGUUUGUGUCACCCUCUGUGAUAGGAUCAGGAAAUGGGAGAAGAUUUACUCUGACCUGGUGAAGGUGUGUAAUACUUGUAUGGGGGCUCAGGAUGAGAAUCAGCCAUGCGUAUCACUGGACUGUCCAAUCAUGUUCCGACGUGUUCUAGCCAAACAGGAUGUGCAAAAAGGGACACAACUUCGGGACGUUGUCAACAAAGUAUUGGAUUUUUGAUUUUGGCUACCACUUAAGUUACUUCAUUGCAUGAGACAUAACUAAUACUGGACUAUUUACAGUAAUACUGGACUUGUGUACUGUAAAUAAUGGACUAUGUACAAAAAUACUGAACUUAUAUACAUGUACAGUAAAUACUGGACUAUUUCCAAUAAUACUGGACUUAUUUACAGUAAAUACUGGACUAGUACUGAACAAAAAUACAAUUCACUGGGCAUAUGUAGUAUGAAUAUUGGAGUGCACAGUACAUGGAAUAUAACUGGAGUAGUGUAAAACCAGAUUAAUGUACUGGAUUAGUAUAAUUGGGCACUUUAUACACGGCCAGUAUCAUUCUAAUUUAUAAUUUACGGGAUGGUUACAGUGAAAUACUUGGCCAGUAUAAUUCUAAUUUAUGAUUUACAGGAUGGUUACAGUGAACAUGGUGAAAUACUUGGCCAGUAUAAUUGUAAUUUAUAAUUUACUGAACGAUUUACAGUGAAUGUUUUGUAUCUGUAAGGGUAAAAGUUGACUCAUGAAAAAAAAAGUCCUGGAGAAAUUUUACUUCAUGAAAAUACAGUAUUUCCUGUUUAAUGGACCAGGUGAUGAGGAGCCCAUCUUCUGUGCCUUAAGAAUUUAUGAUGAUAGAUUAGCCUCCAUAUCACAGACCCACUCCCAGCUCUGUAAUUACAUCAUAUCACCAUUUCUUCAACAGUAAUGACUAACAAUUGUUUCAGUAUACUUAUAAAUCAUCAGUGAUUUUAAGUUUAUUUCAGAAUUGGUGGCAUUCCAAUAUUUUUUUCAAAUAUUUUACCUUUGGCCAUGGAAAAUUGUGCCUCGUAUUGUUUUAAAGAUUUCAGAAAAAAAAAUGCAAUGAUUUCACUGAAAAUGUUAAAAAAAUAAUUACAAUCUUAGACAAGUGAACAAGGAGUUUACAUAUCUUUUGGAUUAUGCACUAAUCUUCUCUUUGCUCACCUUUUUCCAACAUAGUGUUUUUUCCCCAUCAUUUAAAGCAGUUUGGGAUGAUGAAAAACUUUUCAUUCAAGGUAGUGCUGUGAAUUUCGGCAUUUGGUGUAUUUACUUGCUCAAGCCAUCUGUGUACCAUUUUGUUGCCAUGGUUCUGGUCUCCAUGACGAUUGACUGUGAUAUUUAUGCAGCUAUUAACCUUGUAUAUAUAGAAAUUGUAGGUGCUUAUUGUACAAACAUGCUGAUAUGUAGCCAUAGAGUCUAUAUUUGUGAAUGAUUAUUUGUGCCCUUUCUUUAAGGAGACAGAUUUAUUAGUUUUAAAACUGGUAUUUUUCUUUUUCUUCAAGAUCUCAAAUAAAUACUAUUAUAAAAUGCAUGGAACUUUCAUAUAAAUAAAAAUUUGCUAAGUAGAAUCCUCAGCAUGAUGUUUUAUUUUUUCAAGUCUUUCUUAUGUUUGUUAGUAAUUUAAAUAUUAAUGAAAGUGACUCUGUUUUGUUGCCUAUUUCAUAUGUUUAUAGACUUGUUAUAUAGUAGUUUGUUAGCUUUUGUUGUUUAAGAGAUUUAAAUGAUUGACAAUUGAGAAUUAUUGAUGUGUUUAAACUGCUGUAAUUUUAAAAUUACUUCCCUUUGCAGAACUCUUCUUAGGAAAAAAAAGGUUGCAUAGAGACAACUAUUAAAAUUUCUGAGCAUGGUUUAUAGACUUGUACACAGACAAAGCUAAAUUCAGUGAAAUGUUUUUGACAAAAUGUUUAUGUUAAUAUAAACUCCUGAAAAGGGGGACAGAAGGGGAGGAUUAUGUCCAUUUUCUACCCCCUCCCCCAAACGGGUCCUCAGAAAAUUUUCUUUUUUUUGCUACGCGGACUGACUUAUUUUUAUUUUAACUUUCAUCAUUUAAAGUCUACAAGGCCAAGUCUUGUCAUAAGAGAUAUCGGAUGCAAAAGAAACCUCUCGACCAUAAAUUAGAAAAAGUGACCAAAGAUGGGAUACUGUGAGUGAACUAUUCCUAAUGGAAGACUAGAAAAAAGGAAAAAGAAACAAAUGUUUCAUUUCCUGUUAGAUAAUUCCAAAAGAGUUCUAAGAAGGGAAGUAACUGUGAAAGUUCAAUUUUGUAUUGUGUAAAUAUGUAAAAUUAUGAUUAUGUAUGUAGUAUAGUUGAUGUGAAUAUUUCAAAAACAGAAUGCUGAUUAUAAUUAAAAUCAUGAUACUAUGUUAGAGAAUCAGGGAUUGCUCAAUGCUUUACGUGCAAUGGUGUACAAAGUAGACAAGUUUUAUUGCAUUAGGUUUUAUAUGUUAAAUGUCAGACUUACCAAUGGAGAAAGAAAUGUUGUCAUCGAAGAUAAAACACUGCCAAUAAAAGUACUUAAAAUACUUCUUAA
Messenger RNA from Saccostrea echinata, 15819 nucleotides. RefSeq lists its product as uncharacterized. The transcript is spliced from 35 exons. Gene Ontology annotation, biological process: double-strand break repair via homologous recombination; error-prone translesion synthesis. The coding region runs from base 92 to 13501 and encodes 4469 amino acids. Gene Ontology annotation, cellular component: zeta DNA polymerase complex; nucleus. The record is from RefSeq and is a predicted model, not a curated record. Lineage: Eukaryota; Metazoa; Mollusca; Bivalvia; Ostreida; Ostreidae. Gene Ontology annotation, molecular function: nucleotide binding; DNA binding; DNA-directed DNA polymerase activity.